AACGUUAUUUGAGUGGUUAUUGCAUGCUUUCAUAUAGUUCCUUUCCUAGUAAUCGUAAUCAAACACCAUAAAUACAUGUAUGACUCAAUUCAUUAAUUCACUUAACAUCAAAGAAGACAGAAGGCAGAAGAAGAAUGAAGUUUUAUCUGUAUGUAUCAGUCCUGGCUUUUCUGUGUGAUUGUGGUUAUGGUGGCUGGUCUUUCUGGUCUGAUUGGACAACUUGUCCUAUUCCGUGCGAAGGAAGAUCAAAAUCAAGAAGAAGAUACUGUGUUACACAGUUCUGCAAUGGGCACUACUUUGAGUUUAAAGACUGUGAGCCAAAGGAUUGCUCAGUUAUGAAAAAGAUUUCAGGAGCUCGUCGACAAACCGAGAAUCAUAAUACAACAACUUUAUCUUCUAAAGUGACAAAACAACAAACAAUUUUCAUCAAAACUCCUAGCUCAGUAAUGUUGACUAGCAGUAUCCCACGUGCCCCCUUUAGGAGGACUAAUGUCACCAUACACCCGUUCAUCAUUGUUACCGUUCCUGCCUUGUUACAUCACACAGAAACCGUGAAAAACGGAGAGCGACUUCAGCUCACGAAGAAGUUGACAUCUCUUGAUCAUAUCGUAGACAAUUACCCCCGGAAAAAUAACACCACGGCUGGGAAACAAAUGUUAAAACCAUCUUCUUCCAAAUCAAAAACUGCAAAUGAAAACAAUACCAAUAUCGUAAUUCUAGUGGCGCUUCCGGUUUUGACCAUUUGUGUGGUUUUGUACUUAGCAGUCAAGCUCUUUCGGAUGUUAAAACCUUCAAGAAGCAGCAAUCUCGAGAGUGUUGAUGUGAGUACAUCAAACAAGGAAUUGUCGCUCUCAGAUUACAGGGACCAAGAUCGAGAGGAGAGGGAGUACCACUAUGUGUCGUACGACGAGAUCAGCAAGCGGGGCUCUUAUGAAAACAAAUCUCCUUCACAGAGUUACGUCUAUGACGUCACUUGGUUUUAAGAAGAACGCCCAAAGUACUCUGUUUUAUUUUUAGUACAUGGUACGUUUUACAUUUAAGUACAUGUUUAUUAUGCAUCUUUACGUUUAUUUUAGCGCAUUUUGUUUAAACGGUACCUUGUGAUAUGUAAUGUCGUCAUAGUGCAGUGUACAUUUCCGUUCUGUAUGUUUUUUUACUCAAUAUAUGGUAAUUGUAUUAAUAUUUUUUAGCUAUAAUUUAAAAGAGUACAUUUCCGUUUUAUAUGAUUGGUUCUGAUUAAAUGGCCAUUGUAUUAAUAACCAUUUAAUUUUUUUCUUUUAUUUGAUUUCACGCAGCAUUACCCAUUUUGAAUUCCACUGACCAAAAGUAUAAAAUCAGAAGUUUAAAGAAGUUUGAGUUAGAUAAUUAAUAUACCCUAACAAAUAAACUGUUUGAUCAACAACAAUUUAUGUUGCAUCAGCGAUACGUUAAUAAGAUCAAACAAAAGAGAAAACCAAUGUGUCUGCAAAAUGAAUUCCUUUAUUUGUACAGAGGUACAUUUAUGGAACUACAGAUAACGCACCAAUUAGGCAUAAUAUAUUGCCGUCUAAGCUCUGUUUCAACAACACAAAGUGUAGAUGGGAUAUCAUUUACAAGAACAUUGUUAGUCCAUAAUUAAUCACCUAAUUGUCUACGAAUUUUUCCGUUUUCCCCGAUUACGACAAAGAGCACACGGCGGGUGUGACCGGUCAGCAGAGGAUGCUCACUCCUCCAUGACACCUGGUCCUACCUCUAUCUUUUAAGAGGUCCGUGUUGCUCUGCUUUGAAUUUGUAUUUCGUUUAAUGUAUUUUUGAGAUGGUUGACAGUUUGUUAUUAUCAUUUUUUCAUAUAUGCAAUGUCAAAUACAAAAAUCAAUUAAACUACCUGUACUUGAGUUAAAAAAAGGUUAAAUGCUUACUAAAAACUAGAACGUUGACUUCUCGUGAAAUGUCAGUAAAUCAACAGAGCAAUGUGUGUCUGUAUAUGAAGAAAUAAUUAUACAAUCAAAAAUAAAGGUUUCGUUAAACAAAAAAUGUUUUCGUGAAAGUGGAGUCAAAAGAGAAGUGCAUGGAAUUAUUUCCGUGUGAAAUUUUGCUCUGAUUAUGAAACAGUUCAAAUUUAAAUCUCACGAUGAAUAAUAUGUACUAAUGUCAUGCACAGAUCUAAAGGGGGUCAGAGGCGCCCAUCCCCCCCCCACCCGAAAAAUUCAAAUUUCUUCGA
Magallana angulata is the source of this 2200-nucleotide messenger RNA. RefSeq lists its product as uncharacterized. The record is from RefSeq and is a predicted model, not a curated record. The transcript has 5 exons. Bases 135 to 983 code for a protein of 282 amino acids. Lineage: Eukaryota; Metazoa; Mollusca; Bivalvia; Ostreida; Ostreidae.